Messenger RNA from Staurois parvus, 297 nucleotides. NCBI's taxonomy places the organism in Eukaryota, Metazoa, Chordata, Amphibia, Anura, Ranidae. The record is from the annotation of a GenBank genome assembly.
CUGGCAUCACUGCUGGGCACUGACUGGCACAACUGCUGGGCACUGACUGGUGGCACUGACUGGCAGCACUGCUGGGCUGCACUGGUGGGUGGCACUGGUGGGCAGCACUGGUGGGUGGGCAUAGGUGGGUGGCACUGGUGGGCACAGGUGGGUGGGCACAGGUGGGUGGCACUGCUGGGCACAGGUAGGUGGCACUUCUGGGCACAGGUGCGUGACACUGCAGAGUGGCACAGGUGGGCGGAGCUAGUGGGCGCACUGCUGGGCACAGGUGGGCCGAACUUGUGGGUGGCACUGCUG